Pangasianodon hypophthalmus (striped catfish) is the source of this 6047-nucleotide messenger RNA. RefSeq names its product solute carrier family 9 member 7 (gene slc9a7). Gene Ontology annotation, biological process: proton transmembrane transport; sodium ion transport; regulation of pH. The coding region runs from base 38 to 2290 and encodes 750 amino acids. The record is from RefSeq and is a predicted model, not a curated record. Gene Ontology annotation, cellular component: membrane; recycling endosome. Gene Ontology annotation, molecular function: sodium:proton antiporter activity. Lineage: Eukaryota; Metazoa; Chordata; Actinopteri; Siluriformes; Pangasiidae. The transcript is spliced from 17 exons.
GACUCCAAAGCUUUUGAAUCGAUUCCCAAUCCCCCAAAUGAGUGCGAUCGGAGAGUCGAAUCUCUUUGGAAUCGACUCCCAGCUCUGGUCUGGUGUUCUUGGCGAUACCCUGCAGCAGUACCAGGGCCACGGCGCUUUAGCAUCACGCACGAUGGAGGCAGCCAUCAACCCGAAGGCGUGGAGGAACCUCUGGAGGAGCAGCGCAGGGCUUGCGGCUGGGAUGUUGCUGUUAAGCCGAGCGGCUCGGGUCGGCGCGGAUGACGGAGCGAUGGAGGAGCUGGCCACGGAGAAGGAGGCAGAGGAAAGUCACCGCCAGGACAGCGUCAAUUUACUCACGUUUAUUUUGCUGCUGACGCUGACCAUUUUGACUAUAUGGCUCUUCAAACACAGGCGAGUGCGUUUUCUGCACGAAACCGGCCUGGCUAUGAUUUACGGUUUGCUGGUGGGCGUGAUCCUGCGCUACGGAAUCCCCUCCACCAGUUACCGCCAUCAGACUCCGCCCAGCUGCUCCCUGAAGGAGGGGCCAGUCAGCACACUGCUGCUCAACAUCAGCGGCAAGUUCUUCGAGUACACGCUGAAGGGGGAGAUCAACUCCCGAGAGAUCCACAACGUAGAGCAGAACGACAUGCUUCGGAAGGUGACCUUUGACCCUGAGGUGUUCUUCAACAUCCUGCUACCUCCUAUCAUAUUCCACGCAGGGUACAGCCUGAAGAAGAGACACUUCUUCAGAAACCUGGGCUCCAUCAUCACUUACGCUUUCCUGGGAACCGCCAUCUCCUGCUUCGUGAUUGGGAAUCUGAUGUACGGCGUGGUGAAGCUGAUGAAGGUUGUAGGACAGCUCACGGAUAAAUUCUACUACACUGACUGCCUCUUCUUCGGAGCAAUCAUCUCAGCUACAGACCCCGUUACUGUGCUGGCUAUCUUCAAUGAGCUCCAUGCUGACGUGGAUCUUUACGCCCUGCUGUUCGGCGAGAGUGUCAUGAACGACGCUGUGGCCAUCGUCCUCUCAUCCUCUAUCGUGGCCUACCAGCCCAGCGGCGCAAACACACACACGUUCGACGCCUCAGCCUUUUUUAAAUCCGUCGGCAUUUUCAUCGGGAUCUUCAGCGGAUCUUUUGCCAUGGGUGCGGUCACCGGAGUCGUCACCGCCCUCGUCACCAAGUUCACCAAGCUGCACUGUUUCCCUCUGCUGGAGACGGCGCUCUUCUUCCUCAUGUCCUGGAGCACCUUCCUGUUGGCCGAGGCAUGUGGCUUCACAGGUGUAGUAGCAGUGUUAUUCUGCGGGAUCACGCAGGCUCAUUACACCUACAACAAUCUGUCAGAGGAGUCGACCAAACGCACCAAACAGCUGUUUGAGGUGCUGCACUUCCUGGCGGAGAACUUCAUCUUCUCCUACAUGGGUCUGGCUCUGUUCACCUUCCAGAACCACGUCUUCAGCCCCAUCUUCAUCGUGGGAGCAUUCAUCGCCAUUUUUAUCGGCCGAGCCUCAAACAUCUACCCCCUGUCUUUCCUGCUGAACCUUGGACGCAGACACAAAAUCGGUGCCAACUUCCAGCACAUGAUGAUGUUCGCAGGGCUGCGAGGAGCGAUGGCGUUUGCACUGGCGAUCCGUGACACGGCGACGUACGCAAGGCAGACGAUGUUCACCACCACGCUGCUCAUCGUCUUCUUCACCGUGUGGGUGUUCGGUGGAGGAACUACGCCCAUGUUGUCCUGGCUGCAUAUCAGGGUUGGCCAGGCUUCAGUCACAGAGAAGCAGAGACUGCAGAAACUGUGGGACUACCUCAGAGUUGGCGUGGACCCUGAUCAAGAUCUUCAGCCAUGUGGAGACAGCUUCCAGGUCCUUCAAGGGGAUGGAAGUCAGCAGGAGGGCCAGAGCAAGACGAAGCAGGAGAGCGCCUGGCUCUUCAGGCUGUGGUACACUUUUGACCACAACUACCUGAAACCCAUCCUGACCCACAGCGGGCCUCCUCUCACCACCACCUUACCGGCCUGCUGUGGACCGCUGGCACGCUGCCUGACCAGCCCUCAGGCCUAUGAGAACAGCGAGCAGCUUCGGGACACUGACUCGGACCUCAUCCUGACGGACGGGGACCUGACGCUGACGUACGGCGACACGGCCAUCACGGUUAACGGCGCCUCUUCGUCGUCAUCGGCGUCGGGCCCGAAGAGCGGUAAACGCAACGGCAGCACGUCCGAGGAAGCUCUGGAGAGAGAGCUGGACUCGCGGGAGCAGGAGCUCCUGAGCCGGGGAACACGGCUGGUCUUUCCCAUGGAAGAUCACGCCUGAGACUCCGCCCCCAACACGCUGACCACUCCCCCUGCACAUUCCUGCACAUCUCUCUCUCUCUCUCUCUCUCUAUCUCCAUGUCUAGGACACCUCACUCCAUCUGAUCCUCCUGCGCUGCUUUAAAGACUUCGGGCAGGGGAGAGGGAAAGCGAGAGAUAAAGAGUCUGAGCGAGAAGAUCUCGUGUGUUUACUGAACUGCAGAAGACGCAGAACAUUGGCGAUACUGUGAUUCGAGACAAUAAACAAUAGGAAACCUGCUUUUUCGAAGCGUGGUGAGGAACUUUGAGGAACUUUGGGCAUGCUGGAGGAUAUGUGGGGCAUGAUUGGCUGUAGGUGGGGACUUUUUUUUUUUUUUUUCUUUUUCUUUUUCUUCUCUCAUCAGCCAUCACCCACACUGAACAGCUAAAAAUGUGAACCUUAGUAUGUGAAGUCUGUCUGCCUCACAAGCCAAGUGUAGCUCUUUUUAUUUCCCACACACACACACACACACACACACACACACACACACGCAUACACACGCACACACACGCACACACACGCGCUUUCUUUGUGAGAAGAAUUACAGCAAGUCUUACCGCUGGAUUCAUUCAGCAUAACCCUAGCAUUCAUUACAUGCUUUAUAUUUCAUUAUUCAAAUGUUGGUUGAGGUGUUUGUAUGUAAAUAUGCAAAGCUCACGCCGGCGAUUUUGUGAGCUUCACACAGAGACGUUCUUCCAGCAUACAAAUGACGAGAUGUAAUCUGCUGUAUCUGAAAGUUUCCGCAUUAUCGGGUAUCGCCUAUUAUCUGAUCUCCUGAAGCAUUAUGGCCAAGAUCAGGGUUGGGAAAAGUUCUGAUGAAGUGUACUUAAGUAACAGCAGGAGUAUGGAGGCAACAGUCUACUCGAGUGAAAGUCAAAAAGUAUCCACGUUUAAACACGCGCAAGUAUUCGAGAGUAAAAACAAAAUCACUUCAACUUCAAGCCCGUCGUUGCAUAGCUGUCGAGUUCGCUAAGCAGCCAGUCAUAAGGAAAAUACACUGCUAACACACACACACACACACACACACACACACACCUAGAAUUUGCCUUGUUGUGUAGCGAAAGUGUAAUAACUAUUUCAGAAUGAAUGCCAAGUCACAUUAGCGACGAAAACUAAACUAGCUAGCUAAUUUAACUAGCUAAAUUAUGAGGGUGAGUUAAAUGAAAGAUGCAAAAUACAAAAAUUUCGAAAGGAUUUUAUUUCAGUCACUCUCAUACAAAACUCAACUUGCUAGCUAAUUCAAGAAAAUGCAUUACGAAACUUAACUGGCUAGUUCAUUUAACCAGCUAAAUUAAAAAACUGAACUAGCUGAUUUACCAAACUCAAAGUUAACUUCUUUAGUUUGGUGGCAAAUUUUAAAGACCAAUGUUUCAUUUUUCAUUUAAUUUAUAUUUAAUAACCCUCUUAGAAUUAAUGCUAAGUUGCAACAAAAAUAAACUUAACUAGCUAGCUAAUUUAAUGAGCUAAUUUACAAAAUUAGCUUUACAAAAUUUACAAAACUCAUCUAGCCAAUUUAACAAACUAAAUUAAAAACCCUAGCUAGUUAACAAGUUAAUUUACAAAGCUUAACUAGCUAGCUAAUUUAACUAGCUACAUUACAAAUCUGAACUAGGUAGCUAAUCUUAUGAGCUAAUUUACAAACCUUAAUUUUCUAGCUAAUUUAACCAGCAAUAUCACAAAGCUUAACUAGCUAAUUUACCAAACUUACAGUUAAUGUAACUUGAUGUACUUUUUCUAGCUUUGAUGGUGAAUUGUGAAGAGCAUUUCAUUCAUUGCAUAUUUCAUAAUCCUUUCGGAUUUUAAUUAAUGCUAAGUCACAUUAGCUACGGGGAAAAAAACAUAACUAGCUAGCAAAUUUAAUUAUCUAAAUUACAAAACCUAACUAGCUAGCUAAUUUAAACUAAAUUACAAAACUGUACUAGCUAAAAAAAAAAAAAAAAGAAAAGAAAAAUUUCGUGUGGUUUGAGAUUUGUAACGAGGAUUUUGAAGGUCAAAAUGAAGAUGUAAGGAGUAAAAAGUGUUUUUUUUUUUUUUCUGUUGUAAAUGGACUUGAGUAACAGUGCGUAAGUAUUAAACGUUAAUAAUACUUAAGUGAAGUAAAAGUAUAGUAACAAAGUAGAAUUACUCAGUAUUUUCCACCCUGGAUACACAGACAUCUGUGUUAUGAUAGCUGAUAUAUCAGAAAACCUUUAAAAAAUAAAAAAAAAAAAAAAGAAAAACAAAAAAAAAUUCAAAAUUUUAUAAGGAACAACUUCAUGAGAUUUUAUAAUAUAUGUAUAUAUCACAUGACCCUCCAGCUCAUCUUCAGCGCUUCAGUGUUUACGUGUCACUCCUGCAACAUUAACAUACACACAUAGCAUUUACACGCCGCGUUCCCACUUCUCUGUUUUCACCCAGACGUGAGUGAUGUGCACAGCUGUGGCUCCGCCCCUCUACCCCAGUGCGAUGAUGACUCACGCUUUCACAACGCACUGCUGUGUCCAUGUUGUAUCUCCCGAGUGUUUUUCUCCAGCUAGGCCACAUAAACAAGAGCAGCGAGCGCCGUGUGACGCGGGUGUACGCUUAGCUGCAGGAGUCUGAGUUAUCGCAGCUGCUUAAAGAAAAAAAAAAAGCUCCUCUAACAUCUGCGUCAGAAAUCUGACUGGUAUCUGAAUAACUGAAUCUCUGAAUGCAGUCCUUUAUGUCCAAAUUCUCUGCAGGACGGAUUGUACAAGACGCCACUGUCUGAGUCCUCGUCAUAAAUUCGGAAAGUUGUUUAUUAGCGACUCGUGUUACAAUCAGUCCACUUCCUCUACCUCCUAAUAAAAACCCCGAGCAGUUAUAUUAGGCCUGUCACAGUUAGGAUUUUAGCUGAAAACCUUAACAGAAGCAUAAUUGUAGAUGUUUAUCAGCAUUGAACAAUUCAUUUUUCUUUUUGCUUUUUAUACUGUAAAAUAUUGCAGACAAAUUAUACAUUUCAAAUAUUACAUAAAAAUGAUAAAGAAAAAUGUAAAGAAAAUAUACAUGUAUAAAAAGUAUAUAUCUCAAAGUGCUUAACGUAAAAGAAUAAAGUUAAGACGAAGAAUGAAUCAAUAGGUGAUAUGUAGAUAUAAGUACAAGUAGAAAUUAAAAUUAUAAUUAGAUAUAGAAAUUAUAAAUAACUGUCUUUAAUUAUGAAAUGUAACUAGCUAGCUAAUUUAAGCAGAACUAAAUUACAAAACUCAAUUUGCUAGGUAAUUUAAUGAGCUAAUUUACAAUGUGUAACUAAAGAGUUAAUUUUACAAACUAAACUACAAAACUUACAUCGCUUGUUAAUAUAAUGAGCUAAUUUACAAAAAUGUAACUAGCUAGCUCAUUUAUCUAGCGAAAUCCUAAUUCAUCAAACUUAAUGUUCGCUUAAAUUCUUUCGCUUUGUUGCUGAAUUUUAAAGACAUAUUUUAUCUUUCAUUUCAUGUGUGUUUAAUAACCAUUUUGGAUUGAAUACUAAGUCACAUUAGCAAAAAAAAAAAAAGCAACAUUUAGCUAGCUAAAAAAAACGUAGCUAGUUAACAAACUAAAGUACAGAACCGAUUGAAAAUGAAAGUAGAAAUAAAAAGUAAAUGAAUAAAUAACUAAAUAAAUAAUAAAAAUAAAAGUAAAAAUAAUUACAAAUAUAUAAAUGACAGAGCAAACCAAAGAAACACUGUGAAGAUAAAAAGGUAAACAAUAUUUAAUACAACAAUUAAAAUACUAUUUAAAAAAAAAAAAAAAAAAAAAACAA